Messenger RNA from Olea europaea var. sylvestris, 2649 nucleotides. RefSeq names its product probable serine/threonine protein kinase IRE. Lineage: Eukaryota; Viridiplantae; Streptophyta; Magnoliopsida; Lamiales; Oleaceae. The record is from RefSeq and is a predicted model, not a curated record. Gene Ontology annotation, molecular function: protein serine/threonine kinase activity; ATP binding. Gene Ontology annotation, biological process: peptidyl-serine phosphorylation; intracellular signal transduction. Bases 1 to 2649 code for a protein of 882 amino acids. The transcript has 11 exons.
AUGUUACUAUUUGUAGGUAAAAAGGUCCAACGGAGUCAAUCAAAACCUUUGAGAAUUCCUUUGCCCCACCGUUCCGGGUCAGAGGGUUACAAUGCAGCUUUUGUCAAGGAAAUACAGUCUCCACGUUUCCAGGCUAUUCUGCGUCUAACAAGUGGUCGCAAAAAGAGAGCACCAGAAAUUAAGAGCUUCUCUCAUGAACUCAAUUCAAAAGGUGUCCGACCAUUUCCUUUCUGGAAAUCUCGUGCUGUUGGUCGUGUGGAGGAGAUUAUGCUGAUAAUUCGGUCAAAAUUUGAUAAAUUAAAGGAAGAGGUGAAUGCUGACUUGGGUAUCUUUGCUGGGGAUUUGGUGAGUAUACUUGAGAAGACUUCAGAAUCUAAUCAUGAAUGUAAAGAAGGUUUGGAGGAUUUGUUAGUUAUAGCCAGGCAGUGCGCAAAGAUGUCACCCAAUGAAUUUUGGUUAAAUUGUGAAAGCAUUGUACAGAAUCUAGAUGAUCGCCGUCAAGAACUACCCAUGGGAACUCUCAAGCAAGGGCAUACACGCCUCUUAUUUAUUCUCAGCCGUUGCACUCGGCUUGUUCAGUUUCAAAAGGAGAGUGGUUAUGGAGAAGAUCACAUUCUGCCUUCACACCAACUUAGUGACCUCGGUGUCUACCCUGAAGGUGUUCUUGGGGCAUCACAGGGUUGGAAAGAAACUGAUGAAAGACAAACUUACGAAGUCCAUGAACAGGACCAAAAUAAUACAAAUGCCAAACAAGACCAUGUAAUUGAAGAGGUUAGCACUGCAAAGAGUGCUGCUUCAUCCACAGGAAGCUAUAGGAUGUCAUCUUGGAAAAAACUUCCAUCUCCAGUUGAGAAAAACCGGAAAUUCCAUGACAUUGUUGAUGCCCCUUCUAAGGAUAAAUCUGAUGAACUGCAACAGAAAGAAGAAAUGGAUAGUGCUGAAAAUCUUGAUACUCCAGUCUAUCAGCCUGAACAGUCAGAAGAUUCCUUAAAGGUAGGUCAAAUAACAUGGGGAGUGUGGGAUCAACACCAAAUGGCAUACGAGGAUUUAUUGAUAUGCCGUAUAUGUGAAGUUGAAAUACCAACAAUUCAUGUUGAACAUCACUCUAGAAUUUGUACAAUUGCAGAUAGAUGUGAUUUAAAAGGAUUACCCGUAAAUGAACGGCUUGAAAGAGUUGCAAAGACCCUUGAAAGAAUACUUGAAUCAUGGACACCAAAAAGCACAAGCACUGGGUUGGAAAGUCCUGAAGUGGCAAGAGUGUCUAUGGCCAGUUUACCAAAAGAGUUGGAUGAGUUGUCACCAGAGCGUAACAGCUUGUCUUUCCAAUGUUAUGAAGGCAUGUUGGAUUGCAUUUAUGAGGCUGAUAACUCUUCUCCCUUGGAUGAUCUCCACUAUUGUCCUCAAGUAUCAUGUGAAAAUUUUACCUCUAUACCUGAUCAUAUUAAGAAAACCUUAUCACCAUUGACACCUCGAUCACCUUUAGUAACACCACGGACAAGCCAAAUAGAGCUUCUGCUGAGUGGACGGAAAACAAUAUCUGAAUUUGAAAGUUAUCAGCAGAUUCAUAAGCUGUUGGAUAUUGCUCGAUCUGUAUCCAUUGUCAACAAUAAUAACUACACUACCUUGGAGUAUAUGCUCGAGCGUUUAGAAGACCUCAAAUAUGCGAUUCAGGAUAGGAAGGUGGAUGCUCUUGUCGUUGAGACAUUUGGGAGACGCAUAGAGAAACUAUUGCAGGAGAAAUAUGUACUUCUAUGUGGGCAGAUAGAUGAUGAAAAGGCGGAGUUAUCAAAUACCAUGGCUGAUGAUGAUAGUAAAAUGGAAGAUGAUAUAGUUCGUAGUUUGCGUGCAAGCCCCAUUGUUCCAUGUACUAAGGAUCGAACAUCUAUUGAAGAUUUUGAAAUAAUUAAACCUAUAAGCAGAGGUGCUUUUGGACGAGUUUUUCUGGCCAGGAAAAGGGCAACUGGUGAUUUAUUUGCUAUAAAGGUUUUGAAGAAGGCUGAUAUGAUUCGCAAAAAUGCAGUAGAAAGUAUCUUAGCUGAACGUGAUAUUUUAAUAUCAGUUCGCAAUCCUUUUGUGGUCCGGUUUUUCUAUUCUUUCACAUGUAGGGAAAAUCUAUAUUUGGUUAUGGAGUACUUAAAUGGAGGAGAUCUUUUCUCUUUGCUGAGGAACCUAGGCUGCUUGGAGGAAGAUAUGACACGCAUAUAUAUUGCAGAAGUUGUUCUUGCUUUAGAGUAUCUGCACUCAUUAAAUGUCAUUCAUAGAGACUUGAAGCCAGACAACUUAUUGAUAGGAUCCUUUAUACAGAUUAAGAUGCUUACAUUUAUUGUACUCUACUUGGCUCUUGUUCGCCCUCAUGUAACAACUCUGUCCACAUCAGCACGCACUGUUAGCACAAUUGUGUUGCUGCCCACUCCUUCUCAAUUCUUCUUGGUCCUUGUAGAAUCAAUUAAUACUGCCAUAAGUUCAGGAUCCAACCCUCCAAAGCCGCAUUCCUCAAUGUAUAAGGAAAUAAAUGCAGUUUGCAUCUUUCUAACAAUUUUUGGAAAAUUUGGAGAUAUGUGUGCAGUUCUGCCUGAGUCGGCUGUACAGGAACAGGAUUAUUUUGAUCGUCAGCUAUCUGAUGUUUCUAUUUUUGUUUGUAUACUUUGA